Molecule: messenger RNA, 2034 nt
Organism: Prunus mume (Japanese apricot)
Lineage: Eukaryota; Viridiplantae; Streptophyta; Magnoliopsida; Rosales; Rosaceae
Source: RefSeq, a predicted model, not a curated record
AAAACAAGAGCGCCGGGGGCAAAGCCGCGUAUUUCCUCCAAAAACCCUAAAACUAAAACCUCCAAAGUCCCAAUAUUUCCCUAGUUGUCUUCUCUCUCCUUUAAACCCUAGCACUCUGCCCCAUUCUCUUCCUCUGCCUCCAUGUCUACGACCACUCCAGCUCCUACAGCUUCCACAAACAAACCCACCAAAGCCAUCACCAAGACCGUGCGGAAAGCUGUAAAUGCCCUCCUCAAAUGGCGAAACUCCAAGUUGCAGACCGAGAAACCGGAUCUCUUAGAAUCCGACGAGUUCGCCUAUCUCGUUCUCACCCUCAAGAAAAUCCCACCAAAGGCUCGCAUAAACGCCUACAAAGUCCCUCUCCCAAAUCCUCUCCAUUCCCAGCUCUCUGAGCUCUGCUUGAUAUACGACGAUGGACCCAAGUCCGAUCUCACCAAGGACUUCAUCCAGAAGAAAAUCAAGGCCGAGAACAUACCCAUCUCGAAAAUUUUGAAGCUUUCGAAGCUCAAGACUGAUUACGUGCCCUUUGAAGCCAAGAGGAAGCUGUUGUAUUCUUAUGAUAUGUUUUUGGCUGAUAGGCGGAUUGUGCCUUUGCUUCCGAAGUAUUUGGGGAAGCAGUUUUUUAAGAAGAAGAAGAUUCCGGUGCCUGUGGACUUGGAGCACAAGAAUUGGAAAGAGCAGGUUGACAAGGCAUGUGGGUCGGCCUUGUUGUUCUUGAGUACCGGGACGUGCAGCGUGGUGAGGGUAGCGAAGGUGUCGAUGAGCGUUGAUGAGAUUGUGGAGAAUGUGCUUGCGGCGAUUAAUGGGAUUGUGGAGAUUGUGCCUAAGAAGUGGAGGGAUGUGAGGUCAUUUCACUUGAAGUUUCUGGAGUCGCUUGCAUUGCCGGUUUACCAGGCCGUGCCCGAUUUGACAUUGAAGAUUGAGGGAGCUAAGAGUGAUGAGGAAGUUAAGGAGGAAGUGAAAGAGGUUGUUAAGUCUGAGAGUAAGGGUUUGAAGAGUGAGAAAGUGAGUAAGAAGAAGGGUAGAAUUCAUGAAGUGAGGUAUAUGGAUAGCAAUGCUGGUGAGGUGCUUGAUGAUGAUGAAUUGGUUGGUGAUGGGGAUAUUGGAGAAGGUAAGCAAAGUGAGAAUGAAGAACCGGGUAGUGGUGAGUUGGGGAAGAAGAAGAGGAAGAAGGAAAAGGUUGUUGGUGAGUCUAAGGGUGACAAAAGGUUGAAGAAAUCAGCGAAGGUGAAAGAUGAUGCUGAAUUAAAUGGGGAAAAGGGUGAGUUUAACAAUGAGAAACAGUUGAAAAAGUCGGUCAAGUUGAAAGAUGGAGAUGAUGAGGUUCCUGUUGAGAAAGAGUUGAAAAAGUUGGCUAAGAUGGUAGAUGAAGAUGAUGCCACUAUCAAGCAUAAGAAAGAUGAGUUGUCUUCGAAGGGGAAGAAAAAAGAUGUUACAAAGAAGAAAGCAGAUGAUUUGCCAGUCAAGGGUGAAGAGUCUGUUGGAAAGAAGGAGAAGAGGAAGAGUGAACAUGAGAAGUUGAAGAGCGGAGAAGCAAAGCUGAAGACGGCUAAGAGAAGUAAGAAAGCAACAGAGUAAUUCAGCAUAGCAGGCUACAGACGGUAGACAGUCUUUGCAGCGGGAUUCAACACAUCCGAGCAAGUAUGGCUGUCCAUGUUGAGUCUGUCUGGCAGAAAUUUUGAUUGUUCCGUAUUUUAUUGUGGUAUUGAUGUUAUGAUCUUUUUCUUAGUUUAUGAAUUGACUUUGCUUAUUUCAUUUAUGUCUUCGUGGUGGCGAUCAUACAAAAUGGUUAUGUUUCUAUGGUUUUGUGCAUGUGCUUAAAUCUGAAAUUUGAACUGAGGUUGAGUCACUCUGAGUCUACUACCUCCCAUCAUGGGUGAAUUUGCAUCUCUAUUUCCAAGAGGGUGAGACCUUGAAACUUCAACAAAUGAAAAUGAGUGGUGAAAACAAUCUCUGUAUAAUUUUUGGGAGUUUGUUUCCUUAUUUGCAAUCAGUAGUAGUUACAAGUGAUCUAGAGAAGUUAUGGCAGAAUGA